GUUUUCCCAUCCUCAACUGUUGAAACAAUUCACAAUUCUUUAUGUUUUAUGUUUUUCUUAGAUUUAAAGCUUGUUUGAAUCUUAAAAACGUCCUAAUCACAAGUGAAGUCCUUCCGAUCUCUAAUUGAUCCUUUGCAUCUAUUUAUCAUCUUUCCAUUGCAUCUGCGGAUAAGAGCUAGAUCCUUCUUCUUACUUAGAAGUACAUAGAAUAUUGCUUCUAUUUUAUAUUCAUCAAAUUUAAUUCCCAAGUUAUAGAAGCAUUCCUCCUGGUGUCUUAUUUUUGUCUGGAUUAAAACAUUGCCUUUGUUCUGAUGCUUUCUCUAACAGGUGCAGAGAAUGAUCCUAGAAAAAAUCCUUCUAGUGAUUUGAAGACUCAGUUUUGGUUAGCAUUUUUAGUUGGAAGUUCUGCUUGUUUGUUUUUUUGCAUUUUUCGCCGACGAUGGAAUGUGCUUUACGCACCACGAGUUUCUAUACAGGAAUUGAAGCUUCCAACACUUUCGUCUUCCAGCUAUCUGUGGUUAGUCGAUCUUAUAAGAAUCCCUGAUUAUGUUUUUCAAAACUGUGCUGGGUUAGAUGGUUAUGUGUUCCUUUUAUUCUUUAAGAUGGCUAUAAAGUUUCUUGCCUUCACCUCCUUGUUGGGUUUCACUGUAAUUAUGCCCGUUAAUAAACACUUUCGAGGUGACGCCUUUGGAAAUAUAACUUUAUCUGGCGUUUUUACCUCGUCUCCUUCGAGCUUUCAUUCGCUCACUAGUUUGUCACCACCAAAUGUACAGUCCCCACUGACGAAUCAGGAUUCCAUUUCUCUGAAACAAACCACAAAUACCUUUAGUAAUUUAACAGAUAUUCCAGGGCUCCCUGGACCUGGUGAUGGGUUCCUUUAUCUGUAUGUUAUAUUUACAUACGUUAUAUCUAUCUAUCUGCUUUAUGUUUUAUUUUCAUCUACAAAGCUGAUAGCUGAUAUUCGACAAUCAUACCUUGCUCGACAAACUCGUCUUGCUGAUCGUACUGUCUUUAUUACCGGUCUCCCUCCUGAUUUGUGCAGCUCUGAAGCUUUGAAGAGUUAUUUAGAAAAGCUCGAUAUAGGCGACGUUGCUAAGGUUAAUAUCUGCCGUAACUAUACUGUUAUAGACUCCCUUCUCUCCAAGCGUAAAGCUUAUGCCCAAAAUCUCGAAAAGUAUUGGCAUGCUUACGAAAAGAAUUCCUUACUUCAUGGUUUUCAGAUCCCUAGUAUUCCAGAUACUUUGGUUUCCGGCUCUGUACCCUACACUGAAACUUCCCAGUAUUUGUUGUCGUUGCCAAGAGGUGAAUUAGAAUGUCGUCCCAUGGUUCGAACUCAUUUUUUUGGACUUGUUGGACAGCAGAUUGAUGCCAUUGACUUUUAUUCAGCAAAAUUGCUAAGUGUGGAUCGAAAAAUUGAAUCUGCCCGCCGUUUGAACCAUCCUGCAACGGGAGAGGCAUUCGUUACUUUCGAGUCUAUGGCUAGUGCCCAAAUCGUUGCUCAAAUUCAUAUCGAUGCGAAGUCUUUGAUGGGUCUACAUAUCUCUUUAGCACCUGCGUCAAAUGAUAUUCAGUGGCAUCACACUUACAUAGGCCGAUGGCAUCGUUUCUUUCGAUCAUGGCUGAUUACUCUUCUGACGCUAAUGAUUAUCUUACUUUGGACCGUUCCUGUCGGAGCAAUUGCUGUCUUUAUAAAUCUCGAUAAUAUCAGUAAACUCUGGCCCGAAUUAGGACGUCUAAUCCAAGACGUUCCAUUUUUGAAUUCGCUUCUUCGUACCUUUCUUCCCACUUUGGUGUAUUCCUUGUUUAUUAGUAUAUCUCCUUACCUGUUUCAAUGGCUAUCUAAAAUGCAAGGUUUUAAUUCCCGAGGUGAGGAAGAAAUAUAUUCAGUUGGAAAGAAUUUCGCAUAUUUGUUCGUCAACUUUUUCCUAGUUUAUAUAAUCGCAGGUUCCACCUCUUACUGGGAAUUAGUUAAGGAUACUACUACGCUUGCUCAUUUUCUUGCUAAUAGACUUCCGAAUCAAGCCCAAUUUUUUAUUGACCUUAUCGUACUACAAGGCAUUGGUAUGUUUCCAUUAAAAUUGAUUCAACUUGGGAAGCUUUCAAUGUAUAUUAUACGUCGCUCAUUUGCAAAUCAUUCGCAAGACUAUCGAGAACUUGAGAAACCAGAUUCGUUUAGUAUCGGUAUCUAUUUACCUCAGCCGAUGUUUAUUUUAAUGAUUUGCCUUUGCUAUAGUAUAAUUUCUCCUCUCAUUUUGAUCUUUGGAUUAAUAUACUUUAUCGUCGGAUUUUUAGUAUACAAAUAUAAGCUCAUUUAUCAAAUGGAGCACCCUCAGCACUCUACUGGAAAGUUAUGGGGUAUUAUUUUUGAGAGAAUUAUAUUUGGUUGCUUGCUUUUACAGCUCACGAUGAUGGGUUUAAUGAGUUUAAGAAAGGCUUAUUGGCUUAGCACUGUCAUUUUUCCCCUUCUUUGCUUCACGCUUACUUCUGCCUACAAUUUUUCUAAAAUGAUUCAACCAGCGAUGGAAUUCGUUUCUUUAUACUAUGUUCGAAUGAGUCAAUCCAAUCAGCAAAAUCCAGAAAAUAGUAGUCGGUCCUCUGAAGGAUCCUCAGCCUAUAUCCAUCCAGGGUUCAUCAAUUGCGAAUCUGACGGUUCCUGAUUUCGAAGAAAUCGGUAUGACAUAUAAUGCUUUUAAUUCAAAAAGCUUUAAUAAUCUCGAGAUUCACGUUCUUUAUUAUUAUUUAUGGAGUCUCUGCAUCAUUUAAAUUUUAUUUAUUUGUUUUGUUUAGCUUAGAUUUUCGAUUUUUAAAUUAUUAUUCCUAGUCUCAUUAAGUGAAUAAUUUAAUUAGUAGUCUAGUAAAACGCAAGAUGUUGUAGAGUGAUAUGAUGGACCGAGUUAUUAUAUAUUUAAUACAAUGGGAAUUGGG
Molecule: messenger RNA, 2925 nt
Organism: Schizosaccharomyces octosporus yFS286
Lineage: Eukaryota; Fungi; Ascomycota; Schizosaccharomycetes; Schizosaccharomycetales; Schizosaccharomycetaceae
Product: DUF221 family protein
Exons: 2
Coding region: 312-2657 (781 amino acids)
Cellular component (GO): plasma membrane
Molecular function (GO): calcium-activated cation channel activity; nucleic acid binding
Source: RefSeq, a predicted model, not a curated record